Molecule: messenger RNA, 1336 nt
Organism: Sphaerodactylus townsendi
Lineage: Eukaryota; Metazoa; Chordata; Lepidosauria; Squamata; Sphaerodactylidae
Gene: ELF3
Product: E74 like ETS transcription factor 3
Exons: 9
Coding region: 130-1194 (354 amino acids)
Biological process (GO): cell differentiation; regulation of transcription by RNA polymerase II
Cellular component (GO): nucleus
Molecular function (GO): sequence-specific DNA binding; DNA-binding transcription factor activity, RNA polymerase II-specific
Source: RefSeq, a predicted model, not a curated record
AUACAGAGGAGUGGAGUCACAAAUACUAGGGCACAGGUGAGCGAGAGGCCAGAGCGCGCUGGGGCUGCCUGGCUGAGCCGACUGCUGAGUGUGGAUUAACAGCUGCAGGGACACCUGCCCGAAAAUCCCAUGGCAGGAUCCUGUGAGAUCAGCAAUCUCCUUUCAAACUACAUCUCUGCCAUGUACCAGUCAGAGGAAGUUCCUGCAGACACAGACCUGCUGACCCACCUUGAGGAUGAUGAUAAUCUUCCUCCCCCACUGUCUAACAUAAACGUGCCAACAGAAACAACUGGCAGACCCACAUGGUAUGGUGAGAUGCCCCAUUGCUGGAGCAAGUCUCAAGUCCUGGACUGGAUCAGCUACCACGUGGAGAAGAACAAGUAUGACGCCAGUGCCAUUGACUUCUCCUGUUGCAACAUGGAUGGCAACACCCUUUGCCAGUACACACGGGACCAGCUUGGGCUCAUCUUCGGACCCCUGGGUGACGAACUGUAUGAACACCUGCAUGAAAUCACUUCAGUCCCAGAUGAACUAGGAUGGAUUAUGUCCGUGCUGGACUCCAACCCCUUAGCAGAAACUUUUGGAAACACUUGCUGUCAGGAGGAGGAGAUGAAAUUAGCAAACCUUUUCUCACCGCCUGACUUCUACUUCCCUGGAGCCAUGUCACCAGACAGUUCUGGGUCUCUCACAGGGACUAUGUCCCAGAGCCCUCACUCUCAGGACUCCGGUGGAAGUGACCUUGAACUUGACCCCAUAGAUAUGAAGCACAGUCCCUUUUCCGAUGACGACUAUAAAAAAGAUCUCAAAAAGCGGAAAAGGGGACGUCCCAGGAAAGUCAGCAAGGAGAACAGAGACUGCCUGGAGACCAAAAAGAGCAAACACUCAGCCCCAAGAGGCAUCCACCUGUGGGAAUUCAUCCGGGACAUCCUAAUUCACCCAGAGAUGAACGAGGGGUUGCUGAAAUGGGAAGACCGCCGAGAAGGCAUUUUCAAGUUUCUACGCUCUGAGGCGGUGGCUCAGCUGUGGGGACAGAAGAAGAAGAACAACAGCAUGACUUACGAGAAGCUGAGCCGAGCCAUGAGGUAUUACUACAAGCGGGAGAUCCUUGAGCGAGUGGAUGGUCGGCGGCUUGUGUACAAGUUUGGGAAGAACUCCAGCGGGUGGAAGGAGGAAGAGGUGCAAGAAAGAAGCUAAAGAGAGCUGCAGGAGCCAAACAUGGACUUGGCUUUGGCCCACUGGUGCUCAGAAGACUCAUUCUAAGCACAAUGCACUGAUGUGGGCCCAGAGCCCUGAAGCUGCUUUUCAAGCAGUGUGUGUUAAGACUCCGGCCCCUUCA